GUCAAAAAUUGAAGUAAGGUUGACUGUUGGUUGAAGCAAGAAACUUAAAAAUGUUGUUGCAAUAAGCCGAAGAGAAUACGUACAUAUUUAGUUACUAAUAUAAAACAUAAACGUGUUUAACAUGGCUAAAUGGAAAUUAACUCGACAAAAUUUUGGAACUGAAGAGUUCACGGUCUCGGAAGGCGAUAAUGUAACCGUAGGCAGGGGAAUAAAUAAUAUUAUAACUCUUUCAAGCGCAGUUAUAUCCAGGAAUCACUGCGUUAUACAAGUUCAAAAUAAUCGCGGAAUCAUUACAGACUUAAAGAGUUCAAAUGGAGUAUAUGUUGGAACCACUAAGAUACCGCCGAAUACUCCAUAUGUCAUACAAGAUUCAGAUAUCAUUGGUUUGGGCUGGACCGUUGGAGCUCCCCUUGUUAACAUAAAUGACAGUGAGAAAUAUGUCUUCAAAUUUAUCAAAGAAACUUGUUCAUUACCUAUUACAAAUAAAUUGAAAUUUCAAAGUGAGAAUGAACUUGAUGAAAUUGAAUCUAAAAUUGCAAAAUUAGAUGGAAAUGAGAACAAUAUUCAGACUGCUCAGUCUAAAAACAAUAAAUCUCCGGUUCUAAAUGCUAAAGCACCACUAAAGAGAAAGAUAGAUCAAAUAAACGUGAAAGAAGAGCCCAAAAGUGGUGAUGAUAAUAUCGUGCAUAUUGUUUUAUCUGACAGUGAUAGUGAAACUCGUGCCAAACCACUUGAAACUGGGGCUAAGAAAACAAAACUUGAACCUAUAAGUGAAGAACAGCUGAAACCAUUACUAAAAGAUAUAGAUAUCAAGCAUGAAAAUGAAAUGGAAUUUGAUGCAUUUAAUGUAAAACAAGAAUAUCUGGGAUAUGAAGAACCAAUUUCAAUUGAUAGCGACAGUGAUAGUGAAUCUGAACAAUGGUUGAUGCGUCUUUCACAGAGCAGUCCUGGAAAGCCUUUCAUGAAAAUGGCAAAAAGCCCUAAAGUAGAAAAUACUCAAGAAGACAGCUCUUACAGCCAACUGGAUGAUUUUGUUUGUAUGAGUAAUUUGGAUUUUGAAGAAAAUGAUGAUAAAGAUGAUGAUGAUUUCGUUGAUGAUUUAAUUUCAUUAAAUUUGCGACCACCUGAUGAUGAAAUUCAUAAAGUACCUGAUAUAACAAAAGGUCGACAGGCUGAGGAUAAUGAAUCUGAAGAAUUGUUUGAAGAUAUAGUUUCUAACAAACAACCAGUAAAAGAUAAGGAUGAAAUAGAUGGAUACAGUAUGGAAGAGGUAUUGAAAGAAGCAGAUAUGCUUUUAAAAUCACCCACACGAGAUUCAGUGAAGAAGGCACAAUUAAUAGAACCCAUUGCUCAUGGAACAAAACAUAAAUCAAACCAGAUCAAAAUAAUAGAAAUCAAACCAAAAAGUUCUUCUUCAUCAAGGCAUCAUAAAGACAAAUCUUCAUCAAAACGACACAUUUCCAACUCCCAAAAGGAAGAGCGUAAGAGAAAGCUGAAGGAAAUAGCUUGCAAGGAGAAAGAAACUGAAUCAAUAGAGAAUAGAGAUUCUUCAACAAACAACAAACCAAUCUCCACUAAUGUGAAGAUUACUACCACCAACCGUGGAGCAUUCCUAACAGAUGUCGCACAAGCUAUUGUAAAUCCAAUAAAAAGAAAAGAACAUGUUCCCAAAGGUAAACAAAAAGAUGGAGAAACCUCGCCGCAAUCAAAAGAGGUAAAAGGCAAAGAAGGUGAUGUAAAUGAAGAUCUUGAAAACAAGAGAAAAGCGCCAGAGAAAACAAUCAAAGACAAGGGUGAAAGUUCAAAGCAUAAAAAUCAUAGUAAAGCCGAAAACAUACAAGAUAAAGUUACUCCAAAGCCUAUGGAAACGGAAAAAAGGUUGCCCUUGAAAAUUAUAAAACCAUUAACAGAUGGUGAAUAUUUUUCUGGCAAGCCAGUGUCCAAAGUAGGUCCUCUGAAAAACGAACAACAGAAGAAGGUGGUGCGAUUUUCAGAAGUACCACCGCAAGUCUUAGUGUUUGAAAUAGAACCUGGCAACAGAAUGAAGAAGACAAGUUUGGUGAAAACAAUGGUCGACGUGCGUCAGGCGCCAGUGUUUUCAUUAGAAAAAUUGACGCUAAUGAAAAUAUUACGAUGGAAUCCUCAGUGGUUUGAGGAACAAUUAAAUAAUACUGAGCCUCCUCCCAUACUAGGACAUAAUAAUCCGCCGAUGUCUGUUUUCCACUCGUUCGUGAAUCAUAAUCAAUAUGUACAAUUGAUAGGAGAUUUACUGCUAAUGGAGAUUUGGGAAUACUUAACGUUAGCAUAUAUGAAGAUACGUAAUCAGAACAACGGAAUAGAAUUGAGAAUAGAGUCGCUGCCGCCUAUACCUUCACACGAAAGAUGCCUUGAAUUAUUUAGCCUUAGUGUUAAUGUCUCUGUCCCUGAAAGGGGAUCCAAAAUGCUUCCUAGAGUAGGAGAAGUACUUCUGGUAAGUUUUGGUCCGGAACAUGCCAAAAAUCAACGGUUUUUCUACGUACACAAUGUCAGAUGUCUUCCAUCACCUCCAAGUAACAGGCACGCAUUUUACAGUAUAUCUCUACACGCUACCUACACUGAUAAAAUGCGUACAUUAAAACCGGGAGAGUUAAUGAUAGGUAGAAACUUAGCUUACAUCAAUAAGGAGUUGCAGUUAUUUGAAGCCAUGGAAUAUCUGGCGGGAUCGCCGCUCAGUGAUGCUAUACUCAGACCGGAGCCACACCAUUUUGUAAUGAGUCAGCAAGUUCAGUCUUUUGAUAUGCAAUCGCAGUGGACAAGAACGCUGAACCCUAGUCAGUUGACGGCGGUGAGUUCCUCCGUAGCGGCGGCAUUGGGCGACAAACCCUCUAUACAAAUGGUUCAAGGCCCACCUGGCACCGGGAAAUCAAGUGUGAUAUGCGCAAUCGUGAUGACUUACUUCUACAACGCGCAAGUGAAGAAACAACAGAACAGGGGUAAAAUAUUAAUAUGUGCGACGAGCAACGCCGCUGUCGACGGACUAGUCAUUAGAUUACUGAAUCUCAGACAAAGUUUACCAAAGUCGGAAAGGUUCCGCAUGGUCCGCGUGGGUCGAGAGGAAGCGAUGCAUCCCGAAGCCGCCAACAUCAGCUCGCAACAACUGGCCAAGCGAGACCUUGGCAGAAUCAACUCCGACCAGCCUCCCGCGCCCGCAGGACUUAACGAAGAGAUUCUACACAUAGAGGCAAAAAUAAACAUGUGGAAGACCCAAGCCCAGGACGCGAAGGACCAAUCAAGAGUGGCGUACUGCCAGGGUCGGGUCGACGACCUCAUGAAGAGAAUGGCAUUGCUCCGCACGGGCCCGGGCCGGGCGGGCGGCGCGGACGCGCUGCGGCCGGAGCAGCUGGCGCACACGGAGCGGCGCAUCAUCGAGGGCGCCGACAUCGUCGUCACCACGCUCGCCAGCGCACAGAACUAUAAGAUGAAAGGGCUGAAGCGUCGCAUAGCGCUGUGCAUCAUCGACGAGGCGGGGCAGGUGAUGGAGCCGGAGACGCUGGUGCCGCUCACGCUGGACGUCACGCGCCUCACGCUCAUCGGCGACCCGCAGCAGCUGCCCGGCUUCAUCUGCUCACAGCGAGCGAAAAGGCACGGUCUCAACGAGAGCCUGUUUUCUCGUCUAAGCUCAUGUACUGAGCAGUGGCCUAGCGGUAGUCCUGUGGUACUACUGAAUCAACAAUAUCGUAUGCAGCCUGAUAUUGCCGACUAUCCUAGUCGAGCCUUCUACGAUGGCAGGAUAAUCAGUGUACCGCCAACUAGGCCGGAUAUCGAUAUACCUGCAUACAAUAUUAUUAGUAUAUCCAGUGGAGAUAAAGGACAAGGCUUGUCGGGCGCGAACGAGCUGGAGGCGUGGGGCGUGUCGCGGCUGGUGGCGGCGCUGCUGCCGCGCCUGCGCCCGCGCCGCCUGCGCCUCGCCGUCAUCACGCCCUACAACGCGCACAAGGACCUCAUCAAGAGACAUCUGCGGACGCUGCAGCUCGGCGACAAUCAGGUGGAGGUGAACACGGUGGACAGCUUCCAGGGGCAGGAGCGCGACGUGGUGGUGGUGUCGCUGGCGCGGAGCCAGGGCGUGGGCUUCCUGACGGACGCGGGCCGCAUGAACGUCAUGCUCACCCGCGCCAAGCACGCGCUGCUCGUCUGCCUCAACCCGCAUGCGCUCAUUAAAAACCAUCAGUGGAGAACUCUAGUCGAAGAUGCUCAACGAAGAAACCUGUAUAGAGAACUACCAAAUAAAAUGUGCCAGCCAAUAACAGCGGCACAGUUGCCCAGUGAUAAUAUUUUGAGUUAUAUAACACAUAAAACUCACCGUUAAAUGUUUAUCGUAAAAAAUAUAGCUUCAUCAGUGAUAAACUAAAUUUUUAAGCAGCUGAAUUUUUCCUGGACAUGGUGAAACUUUUGUAGAAAUAUUCGCAAAAUGCUUGUAACCAAUGGUGAGCCUUUUCUGUAGUUUGUCGAAUAUGCUUUUUCAAAAGUAAUCUGUAAAAGCAACCUAAAGUAGAAAUAGAUCAACAGUCACAGGAAUACAUUAUGAUGAUGUUGGGGAAAUAAUGGGAAAAGCGAUCAUUGUAGCUUUUUUUUAACAUUCUUUGUAAGCAAGUUGACACUGCCACGAUCCUAGUUACUCUGCAAACAAUGAAUUAUGUUGACGUGUUGUACAGUUUUAUACUCUUGUAUGUUUAUGUAUUGUUAAAGAUUAUUCAUUAUAGGAUGGUAUUUUUCUAUAAUACUAUUAGUUAAUAAGUUUGCGUAUAUGGAUUAUCUAAUAGAAAUUGAAAAUUACCAAUGGAAUGAAAUCAUAAGCAGUGAUUUCAUUCGAUUUCGUAAGACUGAUACCUGGGAGGCCCAGUGUUUGUUAUAAUUUAAGUGUUGAUUGGCAGUGCAAGUAAUAUAUGAGCUUGGCAUUUUAUUAAACCGUAUUUUUGCUAUUGAAAUGGUAGACGUAAAAAUUUAUAUACCUACGUAAACGUUCAAUCGAAAAGCCGUAAACAUAAACCAACGCAACAAAGUUGCUCUAGCUAGACGCUUCAUGUACGCGUCGCUUCUCAUUGAACCAGCUCUAAUAUAAAUCCGUAUAAGCUGUUUAUCCGGUCUAAAUUCGAACAACCAUUUGACGACCAUAUUAAUAGGAGUUAAAGUAUGAAAUUGCCGAUUUGUACUGAAAAUCUAAAUUGUAUUUUUUUUUUAAUUUUUAACAAACUUAUUUAAUCAAAAUAGUUGCCAUUAUUAUCUAUACAUUGUUGCCAUCUAAAAGGAAGGUCAUUUAUGCCUUUACGAUAGAACUCUGAGGAUCUAGAAUGCACAAACUGUGUGAAAGAAUUCUGUUCUGCCUCCUGGGAAGUAAACUUCUUGUCAUGCAGAUAAUUGUCCAAAUC
This is a messenger RNA of Helicoverpa zea (corn earworm), 5405 nucleotides long. It is a transcript of the gene Setx, whose product is annotated as probable helicase senataxin. Gene Ontology annotation, molecular function: protein binding; transcription termination site sequence-specific DNA binding; helicase activity. The transcript is spliced from 17 exons. NCBI's taxonomy places the organism in Eukaryota, Metazoa, Arthropoda, Insecta, Lepidoptera, Noctuidae. The record is from RefSeq and is a predicted model, not a curated record. Gene Ontology annotation, cellular component: nuclear body. Gene Ontology annotation, biological process: termination of RNA polymerase II transcription. The coding region runs from base 122 to 4345 and encodes 1407 amino acids.